This is a messenger RNA of Acomys russatus (golden spiny mouse), 775 nucleotides long. RefSeq names its product receptor accessory protein 5 (gene Reep5). Bases 74 to 643 code for a protein of 189 amino acids. The record is from RefSeq and is a predicted model, not a curated record. The transcript has 5 exons. Lineage: Eukaryota; Metazoa; Chordata; Mammalia; Rodentia; Muridae.
GCCCCGCCUCGGUCAGCUGGGUUCCGUGUCCAGCCCGCUGCGGAGCAUCCCGGGCGGCGCGAACGGCCUAGCCAUGUCCGCAGCCAUGAGGGAGAGGUUCGACCGGUUCCUGCACGAGAAGAACUGCAUGACCGACCUCCUGGCCAAGCUCGAGGCCAAGACCGGAGUGAACCGGAGCUUCAUCGCGCUCGGUGUCAUCGGACUGGUGGCUUUGUAUCUGGUGUUCGGUUAUGGAGCCUCUCUCCUCUGCAACCUGAUAGGUUUCGGAUAUCCAGCCUACAUCUCAAUGAAAGCCAUUGAGAGUCCCAACAAAGAUGAUGACACCCAGUGGCUGACGUACUGGGUGGUGUACGGCGUGUUCAGCAUUGCCGAGUUCUUUUCCGAUCUCUUCCUGUCCUGGUUCCCCUUCUACUACAUGCUGAAGUGUGGCUUCCUGUUGUGGUGCAUGGCCCCCAGCCCGUCUAACGGGGCUGAGCUGCUCUACAGACGCAUCAUUCGUCCUGUCUUCCUGAAGCACGAGUCCCAGGUAGACAGCGUGGUGAAGGACGUGAAAGACAAAGCCAAAGAGACUGCAGACGCCAUCACUAAAGAAGUCAAGAAAGCGACGGUGAACUUGCUGGGUGAUGAAAAGAAGAGCACCUGAGCCCCUGCUGGAUGGCCCCACCUCCACCCUCGCUCCCUUAGAGCGCCAUGUCACGCUAGGGACAGUGGCACAGUCGUUGAAUUAUGUUGCCUUGGAAACUUCCCGAUGUAUUAAAAGUGGAAUGUGUUGUAA